This is a messenger RNA of Alternaria hordeiaustralica, 2301 nucleotides long. RefSeq lists its product as uncharacterized. The record is from RefSeq and is a predicted model, not a curated record. The coding region runs from base 1 to 2301 and encodes 766 amino acids. The transcript has 5 exons. Lineage: Eukaryota; Fungi; Ascomycota; Dothideomycetes; Pleosporales; Pleosporaceae.
AUGAUGUUAUCUGCACGAGAAGUCUCUGGGCCUGAACAAACCGGCGGGCCCCGGCGGAGAGAAUCCCAGGAAACACGAUGGAACAAUCACGCCCCUGUCGACAAGGAUAAUUACAAGAGGGGCACAAUUGUGAACUUCCCUCAUGUGGUCCUUUGCGAAGCGAAUGACCCCAAUGCUGUCCAGACGCAGUUUGGCUGGUUUUGUUUCAAGACGAGAUACGGUAUCGUCAUCGACAACACCACCGAACUUGAGGUCCUAAAGCUCGGCACUUCCGGAGGACGCGGACCAUUAUCGAAGCCCAUACAAGUCCGCGUGGAUUGCUUCGGUCUCAAGAAAGCAGAAGAUGCAGAAUACUACUGCUGGGACGAAGAGCUGGGCAGUAAGGUCGCGUGCACCCCAGAAAAAGGCGUCUAUGACAUAGAAGUAGGUUGCCCAUACCAACCCAAGACGGGCGCCUUUGGAAAUGUCUUAGACGUUAUUCCCCUCCCACAUGACUCCCGUAUCGAAGUGUGCGGAGAGAUUAGGGAAGACGUCCUCAACGCGAUUCUUAAGAAGCGCAAUCGAAGGCUUCUACAGAAACAAAGCAGGAGCACCCCCAAAGACAUGUGGAUUGAGGAGUUGGAGGCACGUCUGGACAAAGACAAGCAUGCUCAGCAAGAUGCAGAUGACAAGGCCCGCCCAGAGCAGAUGAAGCAAGAUCAGCAGUCCAGUCAAAAUCGCCAACAGAGUGCUCAACUCCAGGACCAAGGUCUGCAAGGACGAAGUGUUCAUGGAGUCUCUCGGCGCCGAGCUCCUGACAGUGACACUACAAUGAGGACAGCCCCUACCAAGUGCGCAAAGACCGAUAUCAGCAUGCUCACACCCACCCCCGCGAUUCGAGACAGCAGCCAGGCCGAAGCGAUCAACGGCCGGCGCAACAGUUCGCGAUGGCGCGGCCCGUCUUACCAGCUUCCGCCUGACCGCGUUAACGGAGCUCGACGCUUUACAGGACCUGGUAGCAACGACGGUAGCAACCGCCCCCCGCAAAAUGCUCCACGACAACCACGCCGAGGCAACUCACGCCCUAGUCGACGGUCCUCUGGGAGCCAUGGUAACAUCAUUGAGGACCAGGCGCGAGCCAAUGGACGUCCAGAGCCGGCCCCAGGCAACGAUGAUCGAAGCACCGAGACCCGGCGUAAGCGCAACAGUGGUACUGAUGGUCGUCUACUUGAUCUGCUGCAUGGUGCCUUGGUCGAGGCGCAAGGCAGCCGUGGAGCGGACAUGUCUUCCGCAGCCAACCCGGCGUUUGACGACUACCAAUACCAGCCACUAGACCGUGCGACACAGCAAAUCCGACUUGUCACGCUUCUGGAUCCGCUGGUAAAUGACGAUGCUAUACGUCUCGACAUUGAAGUCUUCGAAAUCUCGGAAGCACCGCCAUACACAGCAUUGUCCUACGUUUGGGGUCCACCACCGUCGUAUAACGACAUCUACAUCGCGGACGGACGGCUUAGAAUCCGCGAAAACCUGUUCAAAUUUCUCACUGAGUUCCGAAAAUGCCGCGACAAGACGCCUUCGGAUCGCUACAUGUGGAUUCACCAGCUGUGCAUUGAUCAGUCGAGUACUGUUGAGCGCAACCACCAAGUUCAGAUGAUGAGCGACAUAUACAGCAAAGCUACGUCAGUCGUUGCUUGGUUGGGCGACGGCUCUGAGAAACCCAAUUCACAUACCAAAUGGCUCGCCGAGGGCGGAUACGACAAGUUCGAAAACACGUACGAUGCUGCAUGUGUAUGGAGGGAUACAGCAGAAAUAGCGGCAUUUACUUAUGUCCUCCACAACAAGUACUUUAGGCGACUUUGGAUUGUACAAGAGUUCAUCCUAGCGAAACAGAUCAGGAUCCUAGUGAAAGACAUGUGGCUGGUGGAUGGCACACGGAGACCGGAGUGUCAUUCUGAAACCUUCUAUGACUAUAUUCGCCAAAACGUACCUGCAAGCGUAUAUAGGAUUAUGUGCAAUAGUUCUUUGCGGAGAACCGGCGGAUUCAUACAUCUCGGUAUAUUUGACGCACUGGACAGGUAUGUGGUGGGGAAUGAAUGCGCAGACCCACGCGACAACGUCUACGGUUUACUCGGGCUGGUAGAUCAUGACCAACGCGUCACAGUCGAUUAUGAGAAGUCGAUUGAUCAACUCUUCAUGGACGUCGCUCUAGCCGCACUUCGAAAUGAAUGUCUCGAGGGAUUAGCGGCAGAAUCACCCAAGAAUAGAGCUUUCACGCUGUACUGGGACGCUUUCGUGGUCAUGCUUGUCCGAUCACCGCAAUAG